Ailuropoda melanoleuca (giant panda) is the source of this 3769-nucleotide messenger RNA. It is a transcript of the gene DNAJB14, whose product is annotated as DnaJ heat shock protein family (Hsp40) member B14. Gene Ontology annotation, biological process: cellular response to misfolded protein. Gene Ontology annotation, cellular component: endoplasmic reticulum membrane. The transcript is spliced from 9 exons. Gene Ontology annotation, molecular function: Hsp70 protein binding. The coding region runs from base 271 to 1347 and encodes 358 amino acids. NCBI's taxonomy places the organism in Eukaryota, Metazoa, Chordata, Mammalia, Carnivora, Ursidae. The record is from RefSeq and is a predicted model, not a curated record.
GCUCCGACUUCCAGGCCCGGGAGCUCGGUCCGGGGGCCCGGAGGGAUGCGGCUCGCGCCGUAGGGGCCCGCGGGGGGCGGGGAGGCCGCCGUGAGGAGGCGGAGCUGUGAGCCCGCCAGUCCGCCCGGGCCGCCGCCGCCGCCACGAUCCCCUGCUCUCCUCCCCGCUCGCCACCGCACGCCCCCCCCGGGCCGGCUCGCCUCCGCCGCGGCCGCGGCGUCCGUCCCCCUGUAGCUGUGCUACCGGAGGAAGCGGAAGAAAGCGCAAGCCAUGGAGGGGAACCGGGAUGAGGCGGAGAAAUGUGUCGAGAUCGCCCGGGAGGCCCUGAACGCCGGCAACCGUGAGAAGGCCCAGCGCUUCCUGCAGAAGGCGGAGAAGCUCUACCCACUACCCUCGGCCCGCGCACUAUUGGAAAUAAUUAUGAAAAAUGGAAGCACUGCUGGAAAUAGCCCUCAUUGCCGAAAACCGUCAGGUUGUGGUGAUCAGAACAAACCUAAUUGCACAAAGGAUAGCACAUCUGGUAGCAGUGAAAGUGGAAAAGGCUACACCAAAGACCAAGUAGAUGGAGUUCUCAGCAUAAACAAGUGUAAAAAUUACUAUGAAGUACUUGGAGUUACCAAAGAUGCUGGUGAUGAAGAUUUGAAAAAAGCUUAUAGAAAGCUCGCUUUGAAGUUUCAUCCAGACAAAAACCACGCACCUGGAGCAACAGAUGCUUUUAAAAAGAUUGGAAAUGCUUAUGCUGUUUUAAGCAAUCCAGAAAAACGAAAACAAUAUGACCUCACAGGCAAUGAAGAACAAGCGUGUAAUCACCAAAACAAUGGUAGAUUUAAUUUCCAUCGAGGUUGUGAAGCUGAUAUAACUCCAGAAGACUUAUUUAAUAUAUUCUUUGGUGGUGGAUUUCCUUCAGGUAGUGUACAUUCAUUUUCAAAUGGGCGAGCUGGUUAUAGCCAUCAACAUCAGCAUCGACAUAGUGGACAUGAAAGAGAAGAGGAAAGAGGAGACGGAGGUUUUUCUGUGUUUAUCCAGCUGAUGCCCAUUAUUGUAUUGAUCCUCGUGUCAUUAUUAAGCCAAUUGAUGGUCUCUAAUCCUCCUUAUUCCUUAUAUCCCAGAUCUGGAUCAGGGCAAACUAUUAAAAUGCAAACAGAAAACUUGGGUGUCGUUUAUUAUGUCAACAAGGACUUUAAAAAUGAAUAUAAAGGAAUGUUACUACAAAAAGUGGAAAAGAGUGUGGAAGAAGAUUAUGUGACUAAUAUUCGAAAUAAUUGCUGGAAAGAAAGACAACAAAGUUACAUUGGACUAGUGGUUUUCAACUGGAAAGGAUGUGCCUCUGCUUCACGUUACAUCUGAAACAGAUAUGCAGUAUGCAGCGAAAGUAUACCGUGAUGAUCGGCUCCGAAGGAAGGCAGACGCCUUGAGUAUGGACAACUGUAAAGAGCUGGAGCGGCUGACCAGUAUUUAUAAAGGAGGAUGAACUGGGAUUGUCUUUAUACCUUUUAGCAUACUCUUUAUUUUUUCUGUAAGUAAGUUCAGUUUCGUCAUGAGAGCUAAAGAAAAAGAUUGGCUGUUAAAAACUACACUGAAUAGUUGGUCCCUGAAAUCUUGGAGUGUUUAUGACCUACUGGCUCUUUUAAAUAGUAGGGAACUGAAAACUAAAAUUAAUAUUUUAGUUAUGCUUCUGGUAAUUAUUUUCACUUUAAAAGCUUAUAUUAUUCCUAACUAAAAAUGUCUUGAGAAAGGAUUAUCACACCUGUAGCAGUUUCCAGUUUUAGUGAUUCUCCAUGUUUCCUUUAGUCAUGUAAAUAUUUAUGGAAUGAUCAUUUUGUGUACAUAUGGGUUACUGCAUUUUUAUUUAAAUUCUUUUAGCAUUUAACUCCAUGAGACACUUCAGUUUAAACUGAUAGAAUACAUGUUCUGUGACAAAAUUAUGUUUUUCUUGUCAGAUGUCGAAUGUUUGUGGAGUUUAAGCAAUGAAACUUUUUCGAAAAGAAAAGAAAAAACAAAAAGCUGUUUAACUGUGUAAAUCUUGUAGCAUUAUCAGCUUAGAGGGAAUUGAUAUUUUUAAUAUUGCCAUUAUAUUCCAGAAUAUAUACUGAGAUAAAUGAACUGGUGUAGAGUAUCAGUUUGCUAUUUAGUUUUAUGAAUUGCUAAGCCAUGCAUAGAAAUGAAAUGCUAUACUGAUAGAUUUUAAAGAAAACAUGAGGAAGUGGUUAUGUAGAUAUUAAACAAAAAGGGUCUUCAACAGUAAAUUGCAGUUAUGUCAUUUGCAAUUCCAGUAAUUCAAAGGCCCCCAUGUGUUUGUGUAUCUGCCUUUGAAGGCUGCUAAGAUUUAUGAAGAAGAGGACCCACCUGUUUUGCCCACCAUGGAAAUUUUAGUUUCUUCUUAGUGAUCAUUUGAGCAAGAUCCAAAGUAAAUGGGUUCUUUGACAAAUGUGUAAUAAGAGAAAAAGACUACAAAAAUGAAGCUUUGUGCCUUUUAACCUGAUUGCCAACUCUUAAACAUCUAAGUAGAUGACAGCACCCUUACUUGAUCACAGCAUGAUCUAUUUGGGCCACAUGCAACAGUGAGCAGAAAUAUAGCAGCAGGUAGCAUAGUGUCUUAUAGCAAGUUAUCCUUACAAAAUUCUGAGCUAAAAACUAUUCGCCGUUGAGUAAUUCAAUUAAUCUUAUAGGAAUAAACUCUCUGUAAUUCAAUCCAUAAUAUAAAUUAGAAAAAUAAGCUGGAAAUUGAAGUUUUUGGUGCCUGUAUAUUGAGUAUGAAACAUUUGAUUUCUAGUCGUCUAUAUUUAACAAUUGUAAUAUUUUAAUGAUUUUGCUUCACACUCAGUUAAUGGAACACAAAUGCAUCUUUGGUAGUUUUUUUGUAUGUGAGAGCAUGCUAGUUCUAGCGGCAGCAUUCUUGUGUUUAAAGAUUUUUUUUCUGACUGUAGUUGAUUUUAUAGCAUUGGUUGAAUAAAACUGCUAAAAUGACCAUUCUUUUUAAAAUGUUCUCUUGCAUCCCCUUUUCCAGGUGAAUCAGUAGAAAUACCUGAAUGAAUUAGUGAGUUAAACUAAACAACAUACCGCCCUAGGAAAACUGGACAGCUUCACCAGUUUUCUUUUAGAAAUGCAACUUUUAAAUAAAAAAAAAAAAAUAGCAGUGCUUAAAAGAAAAUACAAAUUUAAAUAUGUUCUUGAGCCUGCAGAAUGAAUUUUUAGAAAAUAAGGUCAUAGCAUUCUAAUUAACUUUGAAAGUUCAUAUACAUCCAAAAACAUAGAAAACUUUAAAUGAAAAAAAUUCAUCCGUUUAUUUUUCCAGUUUUAAUGGGAAAUUUACUACUGUGAUUAACACUAAUGUGAAUUGAACCCUUGUUGAGUGAUUCUUUUUCCCUUAAUCUUGGCUUUAUGGGGAUAGAUGAAGUUAUCAAGUUAAGUGAAGUUAUAUAUUAUGAAGUCAUAUAUGGCUUUUGGACAGUAUUAUAUUUCAGUUGCAUUGCUGCAUUCCAUCACAUUUUGUAAAAUAUUCGGGGAAAUGUGUUUGAUAAAAUUUUCAAACAACUGUGCGAAAUAACUGAUCGAGUGCCUGAUAACUUAAGCCACACAUAAAGUAUGCAAGGAAAGAUUAAGUCCUUAAUGUCAUCUAUAUUUUGGUGUAAAGGCCCAACCAAGUGUCUUAGAAUUUUGGGUUAGUUUUACAAAGUAAGAAGACUAGAGCUAUCUUGAAAUGUAAGAUUUUCAUGUUUGCUAUUCUUACAAUAAAAAUCCCAACAUUUUUGCCAUCUUAUUUUUACUA